Molecule: messenger RNA, 2132 nt
Organism: Cervus elaphus (red deer)
Lineage: Eukaryota; Metazoa; Chordata; Mammalia; Artiodactyla; Cervidae
Gene: HIPK4
Product: homeodomain interacting protein kinase 4
Exons: 4
Coding region: 282-2132 (616 amino acids)
Biological process (GO): peptidyl-threonine phosphorylation; peptidyl-serine phosphorylation
Cellular component (GO): cytoplasm; nucleus
Molecular function (GO): ATP binding; protein serine/threonine kinase activity; protein tyrosine kinase activity
Source: RefSeq, a predicted model, not a curated record
CACUCAGCAACGCUGGAACCCAUUCGGGGGGGCCUGGGGCCCCUCGUCCCAAGCCGGGAGGGCUUUGGGGGAGGGGUGCGGCCCCUGGCAGACUCGCUGUGUGGCCCAGGGGUCUGGGGGUUGCCAGGGAGGUGGGGGCGAACCUUGCAGGGCAAGGCACGAGUGCGGUCCUCUUUCCCCCACUGGGGGGGCCUCAGGGCCAGUGUGGGGGCAGGAGGCCUUGGAGGCAGAGCCCGUGGAACGGGGGUGGCGGCAGGGCGGCGUCCGGAGGCAGGUGCACCAUGGCCACCAUCCAGUCAGAGACUGACUGCUAUGACAUCAUCGAGGUGCUGGGCAAGGGCACCUUCGGGGAGGUGGCCAAGGGCUGGCGGCGAAGCACGGGCGAGAUGGUGGCCAUCAAGAUCCUGAAGAACGACGCCUACCGCAACCGGAUCAUCAAGAACGAGCUGAAGCUGCUGCGCUGCAUGCGGGGCCUGGACCCCGAGGAGGCCCACGUCAUCCGCUUCCUCGAGUUCUUCCACGACGCCCUCAAGUUCUACCUGGUCUUCGAGCUGCUGGAGCAAAACCUGUUCGAAUUCCAGAAGGAGAACAACUUCGCGCCCCUCCCCGCCCGCCACAUCCGCACGGUCACCCUGCAGGUACUCCGGGCCCUGGCCAGGCUCAAGGAACUCGCCAUCAUCCACGCUGAUCUCAAGCCUGAGAACAUCAUGCUGGUGGACCAGACCCGCUGUCCGUUCAGGGUCAAGGUGAUCGACUUCGGCUCGGCCAGCAUAUUCAGCGAGGUGCGUUACGUCAAGGAACCCUACAUCCAGUCCCGCUUCUACCGGGCCCCCGAGAUUCUACUGGGACUGCCCUUCUGCGAGAAGGUGGACGUGUGGUCCCUGGGCUGCGUCAUGGCUGAGCUGCACCUGGGCUGGCCCCUCUACCCAGGCAACAACGAGUACGACCAGGUGCGUUACAUCUGUGAGACGCAGGGCCUGCCCAAGCCCCACCUGCUGCAUGCCGCCCGCAAGGCCCACCACUUCUUCAAGCGCAACCCGCACCCCGACGCCGCCAACCCCUGGCAGCUGAAGUCCUCAGCUGACUACCUGGCUGAGACCAAGGUGCGCCCACUGGAGCGCCGUAAGUACAUGCUCAAGUCGCUGGACCAGAUUGAGACGGUGAACGGUGUCGGGGUGGCCAGUCGGCUGACCUUCCCGGACCGCGAGGUGCUGGCGGAGCACGCCGAUCUCAGGAGCAUGGUGGAGCUGAUCAAGCGCAUGCUGACCUGGGAGUCGCACGAACGGAUCAGCCCCAGCGCCGCCCUGCGCCACCCCUUCGUGUCCAUGCAGCAGCUCCGCAGCGCCCACGAGACCACCCGCUAUUACCAGCUCUCUCUGCGUAGCUGCCGCUUGUCCCUGCAGGUGGAGGGAAAGCCACCCACGUCGGUCUUGGCCGCCGCGGAAGACGGGCCCCCCUACUACCGUCUGGCCGAGGAGGCGGUGGCCAUGGGCCUGGGCAGCACGGGGGGCAGCGAGCCCUUCUUCCGAGAGGACAAGGCCCCGGGCAUGCAGAGGGCCAUCGAUCAGCUGGACGACCUGAGCCUGCAGGAGGCGGGGCGCGGGCUCUGGGGCGAGACCCGGGCCGACGUGAUCCCCGACGUGCUGGCCCCGCUCAAGGCUGCCGCCGCCGGCCGCCGGCUGCCCGAGUCCAGCCCCGAGCCCAUCCUGGCCUACUACGGCAGCCGCCUGGUGGGCCGCCACAAGAUCCGCAAGCCACCGGCAGGCUCCAAGUCUGACUCCAACUUCAGCAACCUGAUCCGGCUGAGCCAGGCCUCACCUGAGGACGACGCCCCGCGCAGGGCCAGUGGCUGGGCGGAAGGAGAGCGCCUUGGGGCCUCUGCCGAGCCGCCGGUCAUCCCUCAGCGCGAUGGGGAUGGGCCGGACAUCAAGGACAUGACCAUGGAUGCUGAGAGUCCAGGCCCUGAGCUCUUCGACCCCAACAGCUGUCCUGGGGAAUGGCUGAGUGAGCCAGACUGGACCCUGGAGGGCCUCAGGGGGCCGCGGGCUCAGGGGCUCCCCCCACGCCACACCCACCCACAUGGUCCACCCCGGGCCACCAGCUUUCUGCAGCACGUCGGCGGGCACCACUGA